UUCACAGAUCCGAGUCUGAUGAGCCGUCAGUACUGCUUGCAGUGCUGCUCCACGCCUGUGCCUCUUACUGGGGCCGACGAGACGUGGAAUUUGUCGUGUCCGCUGAACGAUCUGCAACGACUGAGUGUGAGCAAAGGUCGACGGACGUAUCGGUUUGCCCGGCGCAAUACUCUCGACGACGACACAAUCAUCGAGUGCCCCAUGCCGACACGAAACCUGUCAACGUAUUUGAGUGGGUACACCCUGGACCUCACUGUGAUCGAGCGUUCUUCAAAUUUCGGAGUGGAGUAUUGGCGGAGCGUUGUGGACUGCUCGGUGACCAUAACGGAGAGUGAGGACCCUCCCGACACGUUCAGUGAGGUGCUGCAUCUUCGGUCGACACCCACUCCCCAAGAUCGGCCUACCGCGUGGAUUGUACCUACCGUACUUGCAUGCCUCGCGAUGGCAGGAGUCAUGGUUGUGCCGUUGUACAAAGGCAAGUUUCGUGGACAACGG
This is a messenger RNA of Phytophthora sojae, 495 nucleotides long. RefSeq lists its product as hypothetical. The record is from RefSeq and is a predicted model, not a curated record. NCBI's taxonomy places the organism in Eukaryota, Oomycota, Peronosporomycetes, Peronosporales, Peronosporaceae. The annotation marks the transcript as partial. The transcript has a single exon.